UCAAAUAUAUUUUUGUUCCCGUCGUCUCCAUCUUUGCCCUUUACUUUUCAAAAAACAUUCGUCGGCAAAAAAAUUUCGGGGAGGAGAAUUCGAGCCCGCCGGAGGAGUCCCAGCGCUCGUAUUCAUAGGAUUUAUCCCAUCUCGAGUCGAGAAUAUAUCUGUACUUUCUCUGGGUUUGGUUUUUUUGUUGGUUCCGUUUUCUCGGGGAAAUUUCUGACCCAGAAGACUGUAAGUUGGCUUCUUCUUGACUUUGGGUUUAGGUUUACCGGGUAAAACUUUCUCACGCGGCAGAGAGAAAGCGUCGAGCUUGGAGCCUAGUUUCGCUCGGGUCACAUAUUAAGGGGAAGGGGAAUCGCAGGAAAUCUUGGUCUUUUUGGGUAGAAAUUUUAAAAUUCUUUAUCUUUGUUGAAUCCCGGGUCGAUUGAUGGUUUUCCAGGGAAAUCGUGGAUAGCGAGACACCACAGAAAUGGGGUCUUUGGAAUUAAGGUUUAAAGGCUUUGGCUGAGGUAGAUGGAAACAAGCGAAUGAAUGCGGGCUGUGUAAGAUUUUCUCAGAAAUUGCCGAUUUCUGCAGUUGAAAACGAGGGGCUUGGAUGUAGUUUCAGGUUCAGCGAGUAUGAGUUGCGAUAAGGCGCUCUCGAGCGAUGGAGGAGGAACGAAGAUGUCACAGAAUGGAUCAUUGGGAACUUCUCAAUUGUCAAUCGACGAGAGUUUGCUCGUCGAUCCAAAAAUGUUGUUCAUUGGGUCCAAAAUUGGGGAAGGGGCUCACGGAAAAGUUUAUCAAGGAAGGUACGGCAAUCAGAUUGUUGCUAUCAAAGUUCUCCACCGUGGAAACAAUCCAGAAGAAAAAUCUGCCCUUGAGAGCCGUUUCAUACGUGAAGUAAACAUGAUGUCUCGGGUGAAACACGAGAAUCUUGUCCAGUUUAUUGGAGCUUGUAAAGAUCCUCUGAUGGUAAUAGUAACUGAGCUGCUUCCGGGGAUGUCUCUCCGUAAAUAUCUGGUCAGCAUCCGCCCAAGGGUGUUGGAUAUACGUGUGGCCUUGAGUUUUGCUCUUGACAUUGCUCGGGCCAUGGACUGCCUACAUGCCAAUGGGAUCAUACACAGAGAUUUAAAACCUGACAACUUAUUGCUCACGGAGAAUCACAAAUCUGUGAAGCUUGCUGAUUUCGGACUUGCCAGGGAGGAAUCAGUGACGGAGAUGAUGACGGCAGAGACAGGGACUUAUCGGUGGAUGGCUCCAGAGCUCUACAGCACUGUGACACUGCGUCAAGGAGAGAAGAAGCAUUACAACAACAAAGUCGAUGUAUACAGCUUUGGGAUUGUGCUGUGGGAGCUUCUGACAAAUCGGAUGCCAUUUGAGGGGAUGUCUAACCUGCAAGCCGCUUAUGCUGCAGCUUUUAAGCAAGAGAGGCCGGCUAUGCCGGAGGGCAUAUCUCCAAAUAUGGCAUUCAUAGUUCAAUCAUGUUGGGUAGAGGACCCUAACAUGAGGCCGAGCUUCAGCCAGAUCAUCAGAAUGCUGAACGAGUUUCUCUUCACGCUGUCUUCUCCACCUCAGCCAAAUGUACCGGCGGCUCCUGAGCCUGAAAAGGCCUCAUCCCUUAGCAACGGUGCCAUCACCGAGUUCUCAAGCCGUGCCAAAAGCAAGUUUGCGUUUAUUCGCCAGCUUUUUGCGGCCAAGAGGAACAGAAACUCGGAAUAAAGAUACCAGGUUGUCUUUCUCUCUCUCUCUUUUUUAAUCCGUAAAGACAGACUUGGUCGGUCGGUUUGGCUGCUUCAUUUUUCUGGGUUUUGUGGGAGAAAACUGGGAAUGGUAUGGAGUACGAUCCUGAAUCACAUGCGGGGGAUAACGUAGGCGGUGUAGGAACGAAUACCCCCCCGCCAUUCGGUGAAUAAUAGAUACGGACAUGUAGAAGUAGAUUAGGAAGGCAAACUUGAUUCUGAAUGUCGGUUCUGUUCCAUGUAAGAAGAAUCUUUGAUCCAGAAAAAAAAGAAAAGGAAGCUGUUUCUUCUGAAA
Tarenaya hassleriana is the source of this 2013-nucleotide messenger RNA. RefSeq names its product serine/threonine-protein kinase HT1. Lineage: Eukaryota; Viridiplantae; Streptophyta; Magnoliopsida; Brassicales; Cleomaceae. Bases 616 to 1698 code for a protein of 360 amino acids. Gene Ontology annotation, biological process: protein phosphorylation. The record is from RefSeq and is a predicted model, not a curated record. The transcript has 6 exons. Gene Ontology annotation, molecular function: protein kinase activity; ATP binding.